UUUUGAAAGGUGGUUCAGUUUUCACUUUUCAGUAAAUUCUAAGGUGAUAUUAUGAGAAUCAUGAAUGCAUUAACGAAAACAUAAUUCUGUGUGCGAUGUUUAUUUGUGUAAAUAUAUAAAAAAAUAACUGUAAAGUGUAACAUAAAGUUUAGCUUUAUUGUAAACAAGACUUGGUUAAUUCAUUCUAGGUAUACCGGUUGUAAUAUAAGUAAUUUUACUCUAAAGAUACUUCAAUAUCCUCUAACAUUUUAUGUAAUUUUGACGAGUAAACUAUAACGAUUUAAUAGAUUAAUAUCUAAGAUUAUAAUAGCCUUCAUGUUGACUCUCUGUCAUAAUUAUUACGGUGUUACAAAUAACAACAAACACAAGAAUGACGGACAGAACUACAGUAAAAGAAAAUUUGUCUUCGGUGUGUUUAUUUUGUUUCUCGUUAGUGUUUUGUGGGUGGUAUCUUCGGAGUUAACUAAGCAACUUGUGGAACCUGUGAAUGAAACUGAUGAUGAAGGAUUUUUUAAUGAAGCAGCAAAUACUUUGGGUGAUUCAACAUUUGUGCCGGUGCGUGCUGGAGAAACCACAGACAGUGAUGAUGCGGCACCCAGAGCUGUGAGGUUCAACAAAGUUGCUGAGGUGCGUGUGAUGUCGGCCGCCAUGGCAGGCGAGGCCCUGCUGGCGCGACUGUCGUGGUCGGCCUCCGUGCGGGCCACGGAGGUCGCGCAGAGGAGAGCAGCCGCCGCCGCGACCCGCAGGCACAUCCGGGUCGCACUCGUGUUCACUGUGCCGUGGUUCAUAUCAAACUAUCUGUACCGGCUGAGUAUACUGCACACGUCGACAGUCUCCGCCACGAUUUACACCUCUACGAGCAGUGCGUUCGCUCUGACGAUAGGGGCGAUAUUCGCUCAGCUGCCCAACGAUAGGUUCACCUUCUCCAAGUGUAUGUCUAUCCUGCUCACUGCUGCUGGCCUGGUGGUGUUAACUUUAUCGGAAAGUCAUCAGAACAGCUGGAUAUCAGUACUUGCCGGGCUUGGAUCAGCUCUUUGUUAUUCGGUGCACCUGCUCUUGUUCCGCCGGGAGUUGAGAAAGGGAGAUGGAAUCAACUCCGCCCUACUCGUUGGUAUUGUCGGGUGCAUGUGCCUUUGUUUGGUUUGGGUGUUCGGUGGCAUUCUGGCGGUGUCCGGAGUGGAACAGGCAGAGUUGCCGUCUCCCAAGUUGUGGAGCUGGCUGUUAUUGGAUGCGGCACUUAGUCCCUUGCUUAUGGAAUCUUUGUGGCUAUGGGGGCGGUCGCUGACGUCUGCGCGCACCGCCAGCCUGGUGGUGGGCGCCAGUGUGCCGGGGGCGGCGGCUGUGGGUGCGUGGCGCGGGGCCGGGGGCGGGGGCGGGGCCGGGGCCGGCGCGGGGGCGGUGGCGGGC
Leptidea sinapis is the source of this 1407-nucleotide messenger RNA. RefSeq lists its product as uncharacterized. NCBI's taxonomy places the organism in Eukaryota, Metazoa, Arthropoda, Insecta, Lepidoptera, Pieridae. Gene Ontology annotation, biological process: regulation of peptide transport. The annotation marks the transcript as partial. The record is from RefSeq and is a predicted model, not a curated record. The transcript has 8 exons.